ACAAGUCGUUUCUUGAACUCAACCGAACCGUCAAAAUGGCCACCGUCAACAUUCGCCGCGAUGUCACCGAUCCCUUCUACCGCUACAAGAUGGAGAAACUCCAGUCUAAGAUCGAAGGGAAAGGAAACGGUAUCAAGACCGUCAUCGUCAACCUCAGCAGCGUGAGCAACUCGCUCGCCCGUCCUCCUUCCUACGUCAUCAAAUACUUCGGCUUCGAACUUGGUGCGCAAACCAACACCAACCCCGCCGAUGAUCGUUGGAUCAUCAACGGUGCCCACGAAGCCUCCAAGUUGCAAGACUACCUCGAUGGUUUCAUCUCCCGGUUCGUUCUCUGCAAGAAAUGCAAGAACCCUGAGACCGAUGUGCACAUUAAAGACGGCCGCAUCAUCCUCGAUUGCAAGGCCUGCGGCCAACGCACCGACGUCGACAUCCGCCUGAAACUCAGCUCGUUCAUCCUCAAGAACGAGACGGCCAAGGCGAAUGGUGAGGAUGAUGGUUCUCCCAAGGGCAGUCCCAAUGACAGCAACUCCGACAAGGAGGAGGAAAACGGCGACGUCGAGAUCGAUGCCGGAAGCGACGACGAGCUGACUCGCCGCAUCAAAGCGGGUGCUCUCCAGAUCCACGAGUCGGACACUAAGGAGAUCAAAUGGUCCGUGGACACAUCCGAGGAGGCGGUCAAGGCUCGUGCCAACCAACUCCCGGAUGACCUGAAGCGUACGGUGGUUGUCAAUGACGAAGACGACGAUGGCGAGAGUGGAGAAAACGUGUACGACGUGUUGGGAAGCUGGAUCCAAGAGCAGGCGAAGGAGAAGGGUGGCGUUACCGAGCUGAAAGAUGUUGACGUCUACCUGAAGGCCAAGGAGCUCGGGAUUGAGACCAAGCAUAAGACCCUGACUGUCCUGGCUCAGACCAUCUUCGACGACGGUAUCGUCAAGGAGAUCGAGCCACGUAGCUCCAUGCUCAAGACGAUGAUCAAGGACAAUGAGCGACACCAGAAGGCGUUCCUCGGCGGCAUCGAGCGCUUGGUCGGCAGAGAUCGCCCGAACCUCAUCCCUCAGGUCUCGGCCAUCUUGAUGAAGUUGUACGACAACGAUGUCAUCUCCGAAGAGGUCCUACAGGCCUUUGGGAACAAGGCCAGCAAGAAAUACGUCGACAUCUCUACGAGUAGGAAGGUGCGCAAGUCGGCGGAGCAGUUCAUCCAAUGGCUUGAGAAUGCAGAGAGUGAUGACGAUUCGGAGGAGUAGAAAUGGAUCGAUGGUGUGCAAAGCUACCUGUCUGCCUGGCUUGGGUCAUUCGGUCCUAGACACGUGCAACGGUGCUUUGCCUACCCACCGACCUGGUUGUGCUGAAAAUGGACUAUCGACGGUUCUAUUGUUGGGUUUACGCAAAUCUUCA
Molecule: messenger RNA, 1395 nt
Organism: Eremomyces bilateralis CBS 781.70
Lineage: Eukaryota; Fungi; Ascomycota; Dothideomycetes; Eremomycetales; Eremomycetaceae
Exons: 4
Coding region: 36-1244 (402 amino acids)
Biological process (GO): formation of cytoplasmic translation initiation complex; translational initiation; formation of translation preinitiation complex
Cellular component (GO): cytosol
Molecular function (GO): eukaryotic initiation factor eIF2 binding; GDP-dissociation inhibitor activity; translation initiation factor activity
Source: RefSeq, a predicted model, not a curated record